UUCUGGUUGACUCAGGACAAAUGCACUUUGCUUACUGCGUGGAAGACAAUAUUGAUAAAACAACGGGAAGUAAAAGCUACUGUUUGUAAACAUACAUAUUCACGCUUAUUUAUCACACAAAGCAAGUAGUUGCUUAUCCCAAUUAAGUAAUGGAAACAGAUAUGAAUGAAACAGGCGUAGGAAUUGGAAGUUUGUCGCUUCUGACUUUGGCAGAUUUGGCCAUUGCAUUACAAGACCAAGGGGAAGACCAUAACUAUGCACGAAAUUAUGAUGUUCCACAAACUUUAGAUGAACAAUGUUUACGAGUGAAAGAAAAAGAUCACAAUUAUUCUACAUGUAGUAGAACAGAGCUUAGAGGAAGAGCAAAAUACAACCUGAAAAGAUGUUCAUCUGAAGAAAAUUUAACAACCGUCUCUACCUCCGACAAUGAAAAAUUAUCAGCUAAUGACUUCUCCCUUAUUUCUAAAAAGAGCCAUUCAUGUGAACAGGUUGUCGCAGACUCUACAGGGGACAUAUCAAGAGUCUCUUUGGGUGACGGGGAAACUACAAAUAAGCUUUGCAGUUCAUGGCCAAAAGAAAACAUUUUCAAAGAGUUUAUGAAUGAUAAUGUGGUAAAAGACAUUGACACAGGUCAGCUUUUCAGUCAGCAGACCGUUUGUGACCAUACUUAUGCUCGUGACGAAAGUUCCCUUGUUCAUACAAGUACUGAUCACACUUGUACCAAAUCUUUGGCAUUUACCGAGCCGCAGGAUCUGUUUCGUAAUGAUCACAACUAUGACAUAAGAGGAAAGUUCUCCUUUAAUGAUCCUGAAAAGUUAAAUUCCAAAAAGUCAAAGCAUUCAAAGUGUAACUUGAACAUGGAACAAAGUGGGAAAGCAGAUGCCUCAAUAUUUAGUAUGCAUACGAUGAAGAACAAACUAUCAAAUUUUGAUCACAAUUAUAGUUUUCAUACAAUACAAACACAUCAACAUUUAGGGUCCGUGGAGAGCCUCGACAUGGAUUUGUCAGAAUCCGAUACAGAUUCCUGUGAUGAAACAGCAGUAGAAGAAGAAAAAAUGUAUUAUAAACAAAUGUUAAACACACAAAAGGACCAUCCAUACUCUAAGAAUGAGAUAUUGAGCUUUUAAGAUGAUUGUUUGUGAAUGGAGACCUGAAAAAAUGCUGAGAUGGAUAUUGUUAGAUACAGAGUGAAGAAUAAGAAGAUAUUGAUUAUAAGUGUUUCUCAAAGAAGACUUGUUUAUGCCUGUGAUGAGAAUGGAUGCUAUUAUAGUUUACUUGGACAAUGUGUGGUAUAUAUAUGCAGUGUAUGUAGUAUUGUUUGUGCUUAAGUAAUUGUAUAAAUGGAAAUGUUGUAUUUGUUUUAUAUAAUUUAUGUUCUGUUUGGGUUUUUUUUUCUUUGUGAGCUCCUAGUGCAAAGAUUUUCUUUUUAAGUGUAGGCAUUAACUAUGUCAUUUAUAGCCCAACAGCCAGUACAUAGUAACUAGGCAUCAGUUUGUGUUGAAAUGAGUUUUCAUUGAUAUGGUCAUUUUGAUAAAAUAACUGUUUAAUUUUAACAACUUUGAAUUGUCCUACAUUAACUUUGAAUUGUCCUACAUUAUGGAUUUUAACCCUGAGUAGUUUACCUAAUCAUCUAUUUAAGGCAAUCAGCAUGUUCUUACAGUAAAAUAUACUCACUUUUAGAGGUAAUUUUCCUAUGAAAUACACCUCUUAAGCCACCUACAUCAUGUAUAUUUAUACUACUCGUCAAAGUUUCCAUAACUCUAACAAAAUGGACAGCAGCAGUUUUGUUAUUUAAAUUAUCAUUGAAUCUUAUGAUUAUAUACCAUGCAUACAUGUAACUCAACAAUUUAUUGUAUAAUUUUAAUUUCUUUUUUAUGUUGUAAAAAAAUGAAGGAAAGUAAAGAUAUUGUGAUGUUUUUCAUAAGGUACAUAAAUAUUAGUUGGAGAUACUACUUAUGCAAGUCAUGUUUAUAUACUUGAAGAUGUGAUUAAUUUUACUUGUACUUCUGAUUAGCUCAGUAUUUUUUGAGACAUAACUCUAGAAGUACAUGUACAUGUACACUAGAAAUAUUACUAGUAUAGGCCAUUAAUUUUUAAACUAAUAGAAUUAUUGUCAGUUGAAAACACAAAACAGCUUUGUAAUUUGGAAAGUAUAUAGUUAAUACAUUUCUCUUUUAAAUUAAGAAACAGUUUAUUGUAAUAAAAGAUAUUUUGUAUUGAUGAAACUUCUGACGUCACCUAUUGUUUAUAUUGUUUGUAAUAUGCCAUAUGUAUACACUGUACAAGAAUUUGAUUUUAGAAUUUACUGCUCAAAGAUAAUAAGUAACUGGUAAAGAGCCUCGCAGCAUAUCUGCCUAUUUCAUAAUCAUAUUCUUUUGUUUUCUAAACAAUUACAUUGUGAAUAACUUACAUUAACAUGUAUAUUGUCAGUAUAAGGGAAGAUGUAAUUCAGUCAUAUAUCAUGUAAUACACAUUUUGUACUUUACAUUGCAAACUUUUACCUUUAAUUUAGUAGGCAUUUUUUUUUUUGGUGUUAAUAUGUUUACAAUGGUCUUAGUUUGAACAGAUCUGAUUGUGUUUAUAUGAACAUGCAAGUGUGAGUAGUGAAAUGAUAGAACUUUGUAUGAAAAAAGAUUGGAUUUGAAUAUAAUUCAGAUUAGCUCAAUUACAGAGAGAGAGAAAGAGAGAGGUUUGAUGUGUUCAUUGCUUAUUGGUUGUUUAAAUAGUAGAUCUAUAAUUAUAAUUUGUAAAACUAACUUAAAGCAAUACAUGGAAACAACAUUAACAAGUCAAUGAUUGUUUGUAGAUUUGCAUACUCGUAGCCAGGGGGGUUCCCCGCCUUGAAAACAAAUACGCACUAUUAAAGUCAACAUUCUGUUCUAAAUGUGACUGUUAAAGUCAAGUUUGUGCCCUCCCCCCCUUGGAAAAUCCUUGUAUCGGCCUGAUUUGUGUAUUUUUCUUCAACUCAGUUUGAUUUAUUAUAUUUGUACUGAUUUCCCAGUCUACUUUUACAUUUUUGGGGGAUAAGAUGAACUUUAAAUAUACUUUGAAUGGAAUUUAAGCAUUCAAGUUCUUACAAAAACUUCAAACACAAUCAUAAUGAGACCUAUUUUUAGAAUGAUAAUUUUUGAUUAGACAUGUUAAAGGGUUAAAUUCCACACUCUACAAGUCUGUAACUAAGAAAAAAAACCAUUUUUAGUUCCAAUUUUUUUGGUAAAGUCUAUUUUAAUUACAUAUAUAUAACAAAUAGAAUGUCUUUCAGUAUUUUCCCUUCGAAUUGUAUUGAUCAAAUGGGGAUAAAUACCACUUUAACUUGGAAAUAAAUAAUAUUGUGCUAUAACAUGAAUGAAAAUAAUACAAUUUGAAAUUUUCAUUGACUUAAACAUGUUAUAACUUGAUGGUACAAAUUAAAGUAUUACAUAAGUAUGUGCAACAUGAAGCAUUUGUAACUUUGUGAGAUAAAGAAAAAAGGUUUUAAAUUAAGAAAACUGUAAAUAGAUCUGAAAAAUAUUUUCAUUAAGAGUAUCAGUUAACAGAAAAAAAAUUGGAACAAUAUUAAUAUGUUUAUACAGAAUCUAAAAUGUAACAAGGAAGAUGCACAUAUUGUAUAAACAUGAUACAGAAGUCACGUGUUAAAUUUAGUACUUGAUUAUUGUGAUAACUAUUUGAUAUAGUUGGAGUCUAUGCUGAAAAUAAAAUUUUCAAAUAUUA
Molecule: messenger RNA, 3711 nt
Organism: Mytilus trossulus (common blue mussel)
Lineage: Eukaryota; Metazoa; Mollusca; Bivalvia; Mytilida; Mytilidae
Exons: 2
Coding region: 150-1127 (325 amino acids)
Source: RefSeq, a predicted model, not a curated record